AUGUCGAAGGAAGCUAAAGAUUUGGAGGAGGAAAGUGGCGAUGCCUUCAUUAACCAGAACGAGGUUGGUGAAGUUGUCGAAGAGGUUGUCGAUGAAGAUCAGCCCAUGUCUGACGAUGAGGAUCUCGACGAGGACGAGUUCGAUGAGCAUGGAAACUUGGAGAUCGAUCUCACCAACAACUCCUCGACGUACUUUGACCAACACCAAGAUUCUAUUUUCCUGAUCUCCAGCCACCCGACGCUGCCAAUGGUGGUGACUGGCGGCGGUGAUGAGAUGGGUUAUCUGUGGACUACCCACUCUAACCCACCCCGAGUAGCCAGCCAAUUGACCGGCCACACAGAGUCGCUAGUUGCCGGUGGCUUUACCAGUGAUGGCAAAUAUUUGGUUACUGGAGACAUGAAUGGCCAAAUAAGAGUGUGGCGGUCCAAAGCUGGGGGCGAGAAAUGGGAGUUUUUCUCCUCAUUGCAGGAGGUCGACGAAGUGGUGUGUCUUCGCAUCCACCCGAAGCAGCCUGUGUUUGCAAUUAGUGCGAAAGAUGGCUCAAUUUGGGUCUACGAAAUGGGCGGCAACAAGCUGAACAACAUCGCCGUCCUGAACGCUCACUCGGAAGCCGUCAACGACCUGCUGUUUGCCGAGGUUGAUAACGAGGAGAAAAUGACCCUUAUCAGUGCCAGUGACGACGCAGGGAUCAUCAGUUGGAACGUGUACCAGUCGACGGCCAACUAUCACUUGGGACCUGCUCAGCUCAAAGGCGAGCAUCCGUGGGUUGUGUUAUGUUUGUCGCCCUCGGGCCGCACUUUUGCGACAGGCUCUCAGGACGGUACCAUGGUUAUUGUCAAAGUAGACGACGGAGCUCUGUUGCAGAAGAUUGAUACCGGCAACGAUGCAGAGGACGAAGAGAGCCGAAGCGUCGAGGCGAUUGCCUGGGCAGACAAAGCCAACAUUGUUGCUGUGGGCAACGUAGGGGGUCAAAUCCAGCUGUGGGAUAUUGCGACUUGGAAGGUGCGCAACACUCUGCAGAUUGAGGGUGCUAUCACCAAGUUGGAGUUCAUCAAAGGCACCACGAAGCUAGUGUCCAGUGGUUACGACGGAUCGCUGAUUGUUUGGGAUGUAAUUACUGGCAACAAAGUGUGGCAGUGCUUUGGCCAUAAUGCCGGCGUGCUGGGCUUUGCCAUCCAGGAGAAUGGAAGCCGAAUCAUCUCUGCCGGCGAUGAGGGCGUGUCUCUCGUAUUCGAAGUCUCUGAAGUUGAUUAG
Messenger RNA from Wickerhamiella sorbophila, 1254 nucleotides. RefSeq names its product Ribosome assembly protein SQT1. The record is from RefSeq and is a predicted model, not a curated record. Bases 1 to 1254 code for a protein of 417 amino acids. NCBI's taxonomy places the organism in Eukaryota, Fungi, Ascomycota, Dipodascomycetes, Dipodascales, Trichomonascaceae. The transcript has a single exon. Gene Ontology annotation, molecular function: protein binding.